Molecule: messenger RNA, 2079 nt
Organism: Miniopterus natalensis
Lineage: Eukaryota; Metazoa; Chordata; Mammalia; Chiroptera; Miniopteridae
Gene: ATP4B
Product: ATPase H+/K+ transporting subunit beta
Biological process (GO): potassium ion import across plasma membrane; sodium ion export across plasma membrane; intracellular sodium ion homeostasis
Cellular component (GO): sodium:potassium-exchanging ATPase complex
Molecular function (GO): ATPase activator activity
Source: RefSeq, a predicted model, not a curated record
AUGGCAGCAUUGCAGGAGAAAAAGUCAUGCAGCCAGCGGAUGGAGGAAUUCCAGCGCUACUGCUGGAACCCAGACACGGGGCAGAUGUUGGGCCGGACCCUGUCCCGGUGGGUGUGGAUCAGCCUCUACUAUGUGGCCUUCUACGUGGUGAUGACCGGACUCUUCGCCCUGUGCAUCUACUCGCUGAUGUGUACGCUUGACCCAUACACGCCUGACUACCAAGACCAGCUAAAGUCACCAGGGGUGACCUUGAGGCCAGAUGUCUACGGGGAGAAAGGCCUGGACAUUUCCUACAAUGUCUCUGAUAACAGGACCUGGACGGACCUAGUGCACACCCUCCACGAAUUCCUGGCAGGCUACUCGCCAGUGGCCCAGGAGGACAACAUAAACUGCACCUCUGAGAAGGUGUUCAUCCAGGAAAGCUUCAGGGCCCCUAACCACACCAAGUUCUCCUGCAAGUUCACAACCGACAUGCUGCAAAACUGCUCAGGCCUGGUGGAUCCCAACUUUGGCUUUAAGGAAGGAAAGCCGUGUUUCAUUAUUAAGAUGAACAGGAUCGUCAGGUUUCUCCCCAGCAACAAAACAGCGCCCAGGGUGGACUGCGCCUUCCUGGACCAGCACCAAAAGGACGUCCAGCCCCUGCAGGUGGAGUACUACCCGCCCAACGGCACCUUCAGUCUACACUACUUCCCUUACUAUGGGAAGAAAGCGCAGCCCCACUACAGCAACCCUUUAGUGGCCGUGAAGCUUCUCAACGUCCCCAGGAACACAGAAGUUGUCAUCGUGUGCAAGAUCCUGGCAGAACAUGUGACCUAUGACAAUCCCCAUGACCCCUUUGAAGGGAAAGUGGAAUUCAAGCUUAAAAUUCAGAAGUAAUGGACCAAGGAGGCUGGCCUUACCCUUCAUGGUAACUCGCAGACCUCCAUCCUCCAAAGGAGCUGCCCGCUGGCUCUGCACCAAGCCAGCUUUCAAAUGUUCCAAAACGCAAACUCUAAGUCUGCUCAGUAACUCCAGACAGGCACCUGUGCGUCACGCACUUGGCUUUAUAAUCAACUAUUUCUUAUUAAGUCUUUAUUAUUUUUUAGAUAGAGUUUAUAGCUAUGAUAAAAAUGUUGGGUUAACAUGGUAACCCUAAGACAGAAGCUAUCCAACUAACAAGACCCUAAAUGAUUCAUCUUUCUGUAUAGACAUCACUUUUCUUACUAUAACUUAUUUUUUCUAUAUAUCAAUGAACUACCACCCAUAGUAAUAUAAAAACUAUCAAUGAACUGAUAUAAAAUAUGACUUACGAAAAUGUACAUCCUUGAUGCUUGCUUUAAAGAAUGUAGUUCCUAAAUUGUAAAAAUAAGUAAAGUCACUCUUACUCUACAUAAAACAGCCAUGUCUUUCCUGAUAAGGGGGGAAAAAAUCAACAACAAAAAAUCAAACACCUCUUUCUUUAAAAAUCUGCUUUUUAAAGUUUCCAUUGCAAGUCAGGGAAAUUACAAAACAAUGUUGGAGAGAGACUGUCACCUGAAAGCAGUUCCAGGACAUAAGUAAAACGCAAGGGUGUCACCAAUGUGAGAGAACCUAUGAGCUAGAGGUCAUAACAAACAGUAAUUAACCUUCCUUUCACCAAGCACAAGACCCUCCUCCAACAGCCAGGAACUCGUGAGUCUGCAACUCUAGGCCUUUUGAAAAAACUGAAAUGAGAACAUUCUGUGUGAAUAAACCUGCUCUCACCGUGUCGCCCACUUGCGCCCAAACCAUAGCUUGAGGCCUGGUGCCCUCUUCCCACAAGAGUACCAAGCGCAGCGUCGCCGGUUGCCACCAACAGAGUGACACAGACAGCUGCACACAGCUCCUGAACAGGAGAAUCUGUCAGCAUGAAACCCAGUUAUAAACAGUGUUUGAGGAGAGAAUCAAAACCCUUUCAGUAUUCUGUAAGGCCACUGACUCAUUAGUUGCUGGACAGCUCUACCACAUAAGACAAUGGUCAGUGUCCUUCACCGCUGAUAUGAUCAGUAAAAACCUUUUUUUAAUCCUCACCUGAGGAUAUUUUUUUCCACUGAUUUUUCUAGAGAGAGUGGAAGGGGGAGA